Sipha flava (yellow sugarcane aphid) is the source of this 3733-nucleotide messenger RNA. RefSeq names its product cytochrome P450 4C1-like. The record is from RefSeq and is a predicted model, not a curated record. NCBI's taxonomy places the organism in Eukaryota, Metazoa, Arthropoda, Insecta, Hemiptera, Aphididae. Bases 2055 to 3647 code for a protein of 530 amino acids. The transcript is spliced from 16 exons. Gene Ontology annotation, molecular function: monooxygenase activity; iron ion binding; heme binding.
UUUCCUUCUAUAUAUAACAGGAUCCAUCUUAUAAGAUGACUAGAUAAAAUAUUUAACUGUUUCUAUUUAGUAUGUUGAAAAUGUUUUAAAUAUUGAUUCAUUACGAGAUUUAAUAUAAAGGCAUAAUAUUUGAAAUUAACAAAGCCAUGGAAUCAAUAGACGGAUUUCGAGUGUCAAGAUUUCAGUUUAUGACGUAUGGAGCAAUUUCUUUGGUUAUUGCAUUGUGGUGUUACUACAAAUGGAACCGUAAGGAAAUUAAUUGAUUUGCAGCUAAACUAAAAGAGCCUCAGAAAAGGUUGUCUCUCGAAAGAACCGAAUCGUAUUGUAGUAAACCGACAUUUUACAUAAAUAACGUCGUUUCAAAGUAUAGUCAAAGUAUAGAACAACAUCACGCCACUGGAUCGGAACAUUUAUGCUGCCACCCAAUUCGCUAAGGACGAGUUUUGGUACAUCGCGCCAUUCCUAUGACGUCAAUCAUCCUCUCCCUAAUUACUGCAUGUCCCAUAUAAAUAGGAGUCGUUAUUAAAGAGGUUUUUAGAGGUAGUUGAAUAUUCAAUUAUAAACCUUAAUGCAAAUAGCUACUCUCUGGCAGAACACUUAGAUUCUGUCGACAAAUUUGUAAUUGUAUAAUUAUUUUGUUAUUUAAUAAAAAAAAAGUUUAACUUUAUUUCAACGUGUCAAAACAAACUUCGUUACUAAAAACUCUCAACUCCUUCCAAUUAGUCAACACUUGGAAACGUGCAUUCGUCGUUAAAAAGCGUGCAGUAAUCAAGCGGUGAGAGUGAUCAGGUUACUACAUAAAAAUAUGGUGUCAGGUGCGGGGUAAUUCUUUAUCGAAGGAAAAUUUUUGAGUAAAAUCAAAAAAAAAAAGUACUUCGAGAGUCACCGACGAAACCACGUUCACGACCAGACUAAGAGGAAGAGGUUCAGAGAGUCAGUAACACGCAAAUCAAGUCCAGAGAGGAAAAUAAUUCAAGUCAAGUCCAGGGAGCAUCACACACACAUUUAAUUCAUUUCCAGGGCAAUCCAAGAAGGACGGAAGUCAAGUCAUUUCACGGGCCACAUCUGAAAAUGCAAACUCUCAAGUUCCAUAGAACAAGAACCAUGGUGUAGAAGAAAUCACAAUAUGAGACCAAGGCGAAUAAUCAAACGAAAACCAGCAACUGAACUAGUGGAAUUUCAAGUACUAGUCCAACCCCAAGAACCUAAACAAUCAGAAUCAAAUAAUGAUAGUUCAGUAACGAGCAAUUCUCAAAAUCCACCAAAGGACGACAUUUCUCAAGUGAAGAUUAAGAUUGAGAUGUGACGUCCACAUCUCAAAAUAUGAGAUAUUCCGUGUAUCCACGUUUAUGAUACGGAGUAUCAUUCUAAGAGGGGAGGAAUGUAGUAAACCGACGUUUUACAUAAGAAACGUCGUUCCAAAGUAUAGUCGGUCAGAACAACAUCACACCACCGGAUCGGAACAUUGAUGUUGCCACCCGAUUCGCUAAAGACGUGUUUCGGUACAUCACGCCAUUCUUAUGACGUUAAUUAUCCUCUCCCUAAUUACUGCAUGUCCCGUAUAAAUAUUAGUCGUUAUUACAGAGGUUUUUAGAGGUAGUUGAAUAUUCAAUUAUAAACUUUAAUGCAAAUAGCUACUCUCCGGCAGAACACUUAGAUUCUGUCGACAAAUUUGUAAUUGUAUAAUUAUUUUGUUAUUUAAUAAAAAAAAGUUGAACUUAAUUUCAACGUGUCAAAACAAACUUCUUUACUAAAACCUCUCAACUCCUUCCAACUAGUCAACUCUUGGAAACGUGCAUUCGUUGUUAAAGAAGCGUGCAGUAAUCAAGCGGUGAGAGCGAUCAGACUACAUUUUAAGGACUUCAGCACCAAUGCUUGGCAAUCAUUAAACUAUAUUUUAAAAUGGCUUGUAUCCAAAUAUUAUCUAACCAUAAUGGUAAGGUGCGAUGCCAAUAAUAAUAAAAUACAAGAGUGUAUCUGAAAGCAUUAAAGUCACAACACAUCAUUGGAGAUAACAAUAUUAUAAAAUAUUUCUACAAAUAAUAAUAACCGAAAUGGACAUAGUUAUGGAAUUAACUAGUUGGAUUCGAUCCAAGUCUAUUGUUUGUGCAGUAAUAUUUUCAGUUAUAACUGUUCUAUGGUGGUUUCACUACAAAUGGAAUCGUAGAGACAUUAAUAGAUUUGCAGCUAAACUAAAAGGGCCUCCAUCAUACCCGAUCAUUGGUUCGGGGCUCGAAUUUAUCGGAACAUCUCAACAGGUCAUUGAAAAUUUAAUAAAACUCGGUGAUAAAUAUGGGCCCGAACCAUUCAAAAUCUGGAUGGGUACAUCUUUUAGCAUAUUCAUAAUUAAUCCAGAAGAUUUGCAAAUUAUAUUAAAUAGUUCCAAGGCCCUUCAAAAAGGCAGUUUUUAUAAAUUUUUAAAGAACCUGAUCGGUGAAGGCUUAUUAUCAGCUCCAGUUGAUAAGUGGCGAGUGCAUCGUCGUUUAAUUUCUCCUGUGUUUAAUGCCAACCUUCUGAAUCAGUUUCUUCCUGUUUUUCAUCAGAAAAAUAAGGUUCUGAUUGAAAAAUUAAGCAAGGAAAUUGAUAAAACACAACCAUUUGAUCUUUGGGAAUACAUAGGACCCACUACUCUUGAUACAAUUUGCCAAAAUAUGAUGGGUUACAAUCUCGAAACUCAAUUAAGCGAUAAGUUCGAAUUCUUUGAUACAAUAUUGAAAGCAUCAGAAUUAGAUGUAAUGAGGAUAUUCAAACCAUGGCUUCAUCCGAAUAUCAUAUUCACAAUUUAUCGAAAACUCACAGGUUUACAAAAUAUCUAUAAGACAUUGAACAAACUACCAAAUAAGGUAAUCAAAGAAAAGAAAGAAAUAUAUAUUCAGAGAAAAAUAACUAGUAAAACGAAUGGUUUGGAUGAUUCUACGUACGGAGACAUAAAAAAACCUUCGAAAGGGUUUCUGGACACGUUAUUAGAAUUGAAUGAAGUUGGUGCUAAUUUAACAGAUAUAGAAGUUCGGGAUGAAGUAGUGACUAUGAUGAGUGCUGGAAGUGACACUAGUGCUGUUACAAUAUGUUUUUGUCUUUUAUUGUUAGCCAUUCAACCAGAUAUCCAAGAUAAGGUUUAUGACGAAAUUUACAGCAUAAUGGGCGAUGGUGAUGAAUCAAUUACCAUCGAAGACACAAAUAAGCUCGUUUAUCUAGAACAAGUGAUAAAAGAAACCCUUAGGCUAUUCCCAGUCGCGCCUAUGUUUCUGAGAGUACUCCAAGAUGAUGUUAAAAUUGUUUCUUGUCCAGAUGUAGUUCCAAAAGGAACAACAUGUAUUCUAGCUCCUUUAUACACACACCAUAUUCCUGAGUUGUACCCAAAUCCUUGGUCAUUCAAACCGGAGAACUUCAACCCCGAAAAUGUAGAAAAACGGCAUAAAUACAGUUUUAUACCUUUUAGUAGUGGUCCAAGAAAUUGUUUAGGAUCCAAGUAUGCUAUGCUGUCAAUGAAAAUUAUGAUAUCUACGUUCUUGCAAAACUUCAGCGUGUACACCGAUACUAAAAUAAGUGACAUCAAAUUUAAAUUAGACUUAUUAAUGAGAAGUGCUAAUGGAUAUCCAGUAACUAUUCGACGAAGAGAUAGAAGGCCCACAUACAAACGAAAUUAGAUACCUAACGAAUGAGCUCAGUUUAAUACGCGUAGAACUCAGUUUUGUCCAUUAUUUAGAUAAAAUAUAGUUAUCUUUUUAUCUUA